AAAGUAUUAGGGGGAAAAAGUCCAAAAUAGAUUUCUCCUCAACCUUCAAACUCCUCCUGUUCUUCAGACUUUCAGAUUAGUUCACUUUCCCGUCCUCCAUCACCAAAGUAAGGCACAACGAAUUUGGCAAUGGCUACACCUGCACUGCGGAUGAUAGAUAUUGCAGUUAAUUUCACAGAUGGCAUGUUUAAGGGAAUUUAUCAUGGCAAGAAUUGCCAUAUCCCAGAUAUUCAAGUAGUUUUAAACAGAGCUUGGAAUGCUGGAAUUGAUCGAAUAAUCGUUACAGGAGGAUCUCUCGAGGAGUCGAAAAAAGCUCUAGCAAUUGCAGAAACUGAUGGAAGGCUAUUUUGUACGGUUGGUGUGCAUCCAACUAGAUGCAAUGAAUUUGAAGAAAGCGGCGAUCCAGAAAAGCAUUUUCAGGAACUUCUAUUCCUAGCUAAGGAGGGAGUCGAGAAGGGAAAGGUUGUGGCGAUAGGUGAAUGUGGACUGGACUAUGACAGACUUCAGUUUUGUCAAGUUGAUAUCCAAAAGAAGUAUUUUGAGAAACAAUUCGAAUUGGCAUAUGCUAUGAAGCUGCCAAUGUUCCUGCAUAUGCGUGAAGCUGCAGCAGAUUUCUGUGAUAUUCUUGAUCGCAAUAAAAGCAGAUUUUUAUCUGGAGUUGCUCAUUCUUUUACUGGAAGUGCAGAAGAUCGUGAUAAACUACUUUCUUUCAGUAAUAUGUACAUUGGACUCAAUGGCUGCUCUCUGAAGACGGCUGAGAAUCUGGAGGUGGUGAAGGGAAUACCUGUUGAGAGGAUGAUGAUUGAAACAGAUUCACCGUACUGUGAGAUUAAGAACACUCAUGCAGGGAUUAAAAUGGUUAAGUCAACUUGGCCAUCUAAAAAGAAAGAGAAAUAUGAUCCAGAGUGCCUUGUCAAAGGGAGAAAUGAACCCUGCUUAGUUCGGCAAGUCCUCGAGGUGGUUGCUGGCUGCAAGGGUAUUGCUGACAUAAAUCAGCUGAGUCAGGAUGUGUACCACAAUACUUGCAGGGUCUUUUUUCCUCAUGAUUUGGACUCUGCUGCUGAUGCUCUACUCACUGGUAAAGAGAACCAGUAAAAAAAUUCUGCCCCAUUUAACAGACUUGAUUGCUAAAGGACUUGAUGGCUAAGGAAGAUAACCUUCUUGCAGUUUAUGGAGAAGCAACAUCCUACCUUUUUAUUCUAUGACUGAAGGUUUUGUACCAAAACUCAAAAUUAGAUUGUUGCUUAAGUAGUGAAACCAUGAAUAAUAAUUUCGAUGUUCAUGUUGGAUCUUGGAAGUUCGAAUCCUUUGGUCAAUGACAUUUUUGUGUUUUAGUUGCCAAAA
Messenger RNA from Spinacia oleracea (spinach), 1344 nucleotides. RefSeq lists its product as uncharacterized. The transcript is spliced from 12 exons. Gene Ontology annotation, molecular function: 3'-5'-DNA exonuclease activity. The coding region runs from base 130 to 1095 and encodes 321 amino acids. Gene Ontology annotation, cellular component: cytosol. NCBI's taxonomy places the organism in Eukaryota, Viridiplantae, Streptophyta, Magnoliopsida, Caryophyllales, Amaranthaceae. The record is from RefSeq and is a predicted model, not a curated record.